Iphiclides podalirius (scarce swallowtail) is the source of this 618-nucleotide messenger RNA. The record is from the annotation of a GenBank genome assembly. Lineage: Eukaryota; Metazoa; Arthropoda; Insecta; Lepidoptera; Papilionidae.
AUGCCAGGGAAUUCGCAACAAGGGCCGCGAUUUCGAGACGAGCCAGUGACGCGUCUCGUUUCGGGCUGGUUUCCGGGCCGGGGCGGAGAGAGUGGCGACAAUGAGGUGCGUCGUUCGCGCGGGAAACGCAUCACGCAGCGUCGAGGCGCCAUCAAGCACUACAAAAUCCACGAGGUGAACGGGCACAGGUUCGUGGCGAAGUUUUUCCGGCAGCCGACCUUCUGCGCUUUCUGCAAGGAGUUCCUGUGGGGCUUCGGCAAGCAGGGCUACCGCUGCGUCGUGUGCCAGACGGCGGUGCACAAGCGAUGCCACAGCAAGCUACUGGGCAAGUGCCCGGGCUCCUGCGCGUGCUCCGAGGCGACCGUAUAUCUACGGGAGCGUUUCAAAGUGGACGUGCCACAUCGUUUCCGACCGCACCAGUUCAUGUCUCCGACAUUCUGCGAUCACUGCGGUGCACUCCUGUGCGGCUUUUUUAAACAGGGCCUCAAAUGUGAAGAGGGGCUCGAGGCGGUGGGCGGGACGCACCUGAUGCCCAAGCGUCGCCGUCCACCGCCUCCGUCAGUCUGCGCCGCGAUUCCGCCGAAGCUUCGGCGUCGAACACGUCGGAAAUUAACGCGC